This is a messenger RNA of Varroa destructor (honeybee mite), 6519 nucleotides long. RefSeq lists its product as uncharacterized. Gene Ontology annotation, cellular component: nucleus; cytoplasm. Lineage: Eukaryota; Metazoa; Arthropoda; Arachnida; Mesostigmata; Varroidae. The record is from RefSeq and is a predicted model, not a curated record. Gene Ontology annotation, molecular function: microtubule binding.
CGGCCCCACACAACACUGGCCAUGCUGUUGUCGUUGCCAACAAUAGCGUUACUGGCAGGGACGCACCUGACACUAGUCGCGGCUCCGCCCGGGAUGGCUGCGCGAUGACAUCGUGGAAGAAGAAAAUUAAACUGCGCUUCGGGCGCCAUUCGGGUGAUGUAUCUCCGCCAACAACACUUAUCGAUGACUUGCCACCGCCAUUUGCGCGGUCAAUGUCGCUGCGCCAUCCAGGCUACGCGACCCGUGAUGGCGAUCUUCGGCCCGACUCGAUUUUGUUAUUCGACGAUCAGAGAAUACCGACAUUGCGACGGACGUGGUCAUUCAGACAGGCCGUGACACACAAGGGCCAACAGGCCGGUCCGACGUCGUCGCCUCAUCCGGGCUGUAACUCGUACCAGAAGCCAGUGAUCUUUCACGGCAACUAUACCGGUACGGGGACCGUGCCAGAAUGUCCUCCGUCGCCGACGAAACCGGCGUUUUUCAGCCGCUUAUUUCGCUUCUCGUUGCGCGACAAGCAGAAGAAGGGCGUACUUCCGCCGAGUGUCGCGCAUGUCGAUGUGAUCCGGACAGGCGACCCUGAACGGCACGAAUGUAAUAGCCGCGACGGUGGCCAUAGCCAUGGGAACAGCCGAUUUAGCGGUUGUGGAGGGGCCCAUGAUGACACAAAUGGGCCUGGUGGCAGCGCCGGCGGCGGUGGAUUCUCCGCCGCUGAACAGCAGUUGUCCCAGUGGCCGUCUGUGCAAUCUGACAUCGUCGCGAUGAACGACGGAGUUUCGACGGGCUUCAUUUCGCAGUGGGCUUCCGUGCCAACUGAUAUGACAUCGGCGGCGCCUGCUGUUGUCAAGGGUCAACCUCAACAUCUUCCUGCCUCGCCGGAGUGGUCUUCGGUAGACAACGAGAUCGAUGACGAAGAUGACAAGGAUGUUGUGGUCAUACGCCGAUGCACAACUUUACCUAGCUUCCGGAUACGCAGCCGCUCCGAUAUCAGCUGUCCAUCAUCGCGCGCAGGGCUGGAGCAAGACUCGCUCGAAUCGAAUUCAAGCUUGCCAUUAUUUUUGAAGGAGGGUCACAUUGGCCAUAAUCACCACCAGCAUUCCAUGUCGGGACUACAGCAAGUUGAUCAACAUGCUGCUAGGCAGAAGCAGAGCAAACGGAAAUCCCGCGAAGUUCUGCAGGACGAGUUUAAGUACGUUCUCCUUAAUGGAACGUACCCUCCACUGAAACCUCAAAUAGAUGAAAUGAAACCACGAAAACCGCAUGGACUUAUUGUGGAUAAUCCAUCAAAUGCGCCAGUUCAACUCAUUGAAAGUCCAUGCUCAGACGACUCAGCUGUUGGCGAUCUCUCACCAGUCAACCAUUUAUUGAACGCUCCAGAGGCUUCAAAUGACAAAUUCACGGUCGAUUCGACGAUCUUCGAAACCAUCGGGAUUAAGGCCGGCACUAGCGGCACGCCGAAUAACGCAAAUAACAGCAGUGGUGCCAUUAACAGUAAUAGUAUUUGUUCCAACGUAAAACCUGCGGCGCUGCGAAAACUGAUCGGACCCACAAUCGAGCUAGAAGAUCCAAAGACGACAAGGCGACGCUUUGAGUCUCGACUGCCAAAUAGCUGCAGGCCUGCUUCCGUUUCACCAGUAAGGGAUCCCGCGGUAAUUCGUCGCGUGAAGAAAAAUACUGUUGCCAGGCCAGUUUCGUAUACUCCAGGGCUAGCCUUCAUGCAGAGGGCCUCUACAGAUCUGACGAGACCGCUUUUAUAUUCGUCCACCGCCGAGCGUGCCUCCAGUGCGGAGGCAUUGGUUGGAGAUCAUUCCAAAAUGGAUCUUGCGGCCGAAAAAAAUACACAAGCCCGCCAGAAACGAUCUGAGCCUACCAGAAAAUUUGGCUCAAUGCAGGAUGUUCAUUCGCGACCGAUAACCCCAUCUGCGGGAAAGCCGAAUUCACAGACUGGAAUAUUUGCUUGUAGCGAGAGCAGAGCAGUAGAAUCGACAAACGAAUGGCGGAACCGUAUAACGAACUCUGCAAAUCUGAGUGAGCAGUGCGCCGAUGAACGCACAAUCUCUAGACAGUCAAGCCUCUCCGACGAAGUUGACUCAGGAACCUUCAUUCGGAAGAAACCCGUUCCAUUGCAAAGGAGCGAGACGUUCACAAAGGAGGACUCCACGGCGCCCGUCGAGGAACUGCCUGUGGUUGAUUCCUCAGUUAGUGGAAAUAGCGAUGUCAGUGGCAAGGUGAAAGAUCUGCAACGUGAUCAGCCCGUAAGAAAGUCACUACGAAGGGAGCUCAGAAAACCGAGUGAAGUUGCCAAAGUUAAGGAGCUUAAUAAUAUCACUACUAUUAAUCCUAAUAAUAACAUUAACAGCAGCAGCAGUGGCAAAGAUAUCAUUAAGGAUGAAGGAGCUCAAUGUGGUUCGAGUGCGGGCCGUAACAGCUCAUCGGCGAUCACCAAAUAUACAAGGAAGUCGAAGACUAAACAGAUUUUUUCACCAGUGAAGUUGGAUCCUCCAAGUCCAACAGGUCCUUUAAUCUCAAAAAAUGUUAUAGCCUGCAAGGAGUCGCCGCACAAAUCAUCGAAACUACCAAUGCCCGGCAGCUUCGUCAGGGGUACAACUCAAAACUCAUCACGCCGUCAAAUAACCCUUCCAAUCGAACGGCAGACAAGUAUUGAGUCGACAGGUCGUUCUGCAGGGUCAAUCGCUGGGUCGCCCGAAACGCCCGAGGACGGCCCUCCUAAAGUGUCAAAUUCGAGCUCAACAAAGGAGCUGAUUAGUCCAAGUACACCGAAAGGUAGUCGGUCGCGUAUUGCGGCACCCUCGAAGAUUGCCCGAGCGGGACGCUCGAAAAACAGUGGUCUUCGCUUGAUUGCGAAGUCUCCUGCAGUUGAAUCGGUCGGCCAGCAAUCGCCGUCGGUCAUAGAAGACGCUAGUGAGUUCAAUCGAACGUUUGAUAUCAUCGCGACUUCCCAGCCGCCCUAUCUUGUCGAGAGUGUUUCCCGAGUCGCCGAAGAAGCCCGACAGCAGAUACGAUCCGCAAUGAACGGUGUAGCUAACCCACCGUCGGUUUCGCCUUCUAAGGAUACACUGAAAAGCACUAAAACGACGACAAUCACCAUAACAGCAACGACUAGCACAGCAACGGUGACUAACGUAGCGGAUUGUACCCCUCCCAACACAAACUGCCCAACAAGUGAGAGCUCACCUUGCGACGUCAAUGGCCUCGACGACAGAAAUGUCCCGAAAGCAGUUCGAGCGACAGAAAAUACAACGUCUACGCCGAUCACAGCCACUAGCCAGUCCCAAAAUGGUCUGUCCGUCACUGGCGAUGCCAGAAUAAGUCCGGCUAAGUCGGAAUUUGAAAAUGAAAUCCUUCGUCUCGGCGAAACGUGUGAAGCUCGAAGCGUCGAGUUAACCGUAAUACGCAGCGAACUCCGACGAUCGUCCGUAGCAUUUAGUGCAAUGGCUCUUGCAGCUCAAUAUUGGAGCGAGAGGUUAAAGCGCACGGAAGGCUAUUCCCAGCAACUCAAAGGCCAACUGCAAAUGGCGGAAAAGGUCAUCCUCAAGGCUCACAAUGAUAUCGAAAAUUUAAAAAAGGAACUUCGGGACGAAGUAUGUGCGCGUAGACGGGACGUGGAGGAUUUUGAACAAACCAGAGAUCAUAAAUUAGCUGACUUGGAGCAAAAACAUGCCGCAGCUGUGGCUCUUCUCGAAAAAGAUUUUGGGCGCCGAUUAGAAGAGGCUCUUGAAAAGGAGCGGCAAAAAGCGGAGUCUGCCAAUGAUGAGGUCGUUUCUAAACGGCAGUUAGAAGAGCUCAAGAUUGAACAUGCCCGGGCCCUGGAGCGCCUUAAAGCUUGUCGAGCAGAGGAGAUCAAUGCUCUGACUGACGCCCAACAGGAUUUAGAGCGCCGCCUGGUAGAAAAGACCAGCCAGUGCCGCCGAGUCGAGGAGGAGGCCGUGGCGCUCAAGGACAAACUCCUGCAAUCCGCAGAUUCACAGGCGCAGUGGCUCACCAAGAAGGUGGCCUCACUCGAAAAGGAGGUCGAGUCACUUAAUGCCGUCCUAGAACUAAAGACUGCCGAAACACGCGAACUUAUGCUGGACAGGCGUGAGAAUCAGGAGCGUAAGGAAAAGAUGGUUACUAUGCAAGAGGUUAUCGAUAAGCACCGGGCACGCAUCGAAGACCUGACGGCUCAACUGGACCGUAAGACCGCAGUACAGCAACAGCUUACAGCUGAAAAUGUGAAACUUCACGAGCUAUCUGCGAAAAAGGAUCGGAUCAUUACGCAGCUCGAUCAUGAUUUCGAAGCACUCAAAUAUCGCGCAAGGGACUCGAAUAGUUUUAUCGUCGACGUAGCUACCCCAACGCACCGUCCGUUGCAAGAGUCGAGGAGCGUUGGCGCAGCAGCUACGACGCCAGAGGCCGAUGGAGUCAUGAGCCGUUCAUGGCACGUGCCCUUUGGCGAUGCACGAAGCGCCCGUCGAAUAAACCGUCGAACAAGCCGGAAAAGCUCUAGCUCCGAGUCGAAGGUCUCCGAUGAAGAUUCACGAGUACCAACUGCUUUGGACGAGGUCUUCUCACAUGAGGAGCAGGUCGUCCUCGGAGAAACCGUAGGAUCUGGCCAAGUCGCCGUAUCACGAGCUUAAGGUUUGCAUACAAUCAUUAAGGAUAAUUUAGCCUGGCCUUCUUCGCUCUCGAAUCUGAAAUUUCUGGUCCCGAUUGGCGUUUUCAGCAUAUGAUAAAUCGAAGCUGGCGAUAAAUGUCCUUUAUCUUGGUCAAGAAAAAAUGUAACAGACUGAGACUUUUAUCGUUAUUACCCAUUAAAGAGAAUGCCGAAAAAAAUUCAAGGCAACAUUUUACGUUUGAAUGAAGACCUAUUUAUGUCCUUUUUUCUUGUGUAAAUCAUCUUCUUUGCUGUACAUACGUUUGAUGGCUUAUGGCUAUACCAACAAAAUAAAAACUGAAAAAACAACGGGAGAGGUGACGCAUGACAAAACAAUAAUUACCGACUUCGUAGAGGGGCGGGGCGUGGGGAGGGGGUAGUAUGUGGAUUCGCAGUGGUAGCGUGGAAAGGCGUUGCACAGCGCUUGACAGUGAUGAAGAGGCGAAGACCUUUCUCAGGUCAUGUAGACACAUAAGAAUUGGAUAGAGCAACGGAAGCUCGACAACUCGGGACGGAGUGAGUGACCGAUUUCUUAAUAUCUUUGAUAGAUGAUAAAUACAGAUGAUAAGAGAUCGUAUAUGAUAAAUAGGAAUCUGAUGGUGAGCUGGCUAUACGCACAAAAUGUCUUGCUACGAUAAGUACUCGCUGUCUGCGAACCGUUCUCAAAACAGAAGAUAGCCAAAAUGCUGCCUGCGACGCGCCGCGUGGUUAAAGCACUGUAGAUAUAUUAGUAUUACAGCAAGUUCAAGUGUGUGGACAUAGGUCCUAAGUUGUAGUGGAACAGAACAACAAUUGUUAGUUACCACCAGGAAGGCGGUUGAUUUCUCGGCAGUCUCAUGACCUUCGCGUGAACGGAAUAAUAACAUUUCAGUCACGUUAUGUACGUCGUAGCAUUGGCACUGGAACUGAGGCAUGCGUUUAGCUGUAUAGUUAGCGGACAGAUAGAUAAAGACAGGGAAAUCCGAAAAGCAAUAAAAGCUGAACGGGCUCUAGCUUGUUAUGGCAGUAACGCUAACGCGACACAAUGACAUACUGAUGGUGAUGACGAUAAAACAGCCUGUAUAACACGCUUUUACCUAAAACUAUAUAUAUAUAUAUAUAUAUAUAUAUAUAUAUAUAUACAGGUGUGGCCUGAAUAUUGUGUACAGCAGUGAUUCAUAUAUUGAAGAUGUACGGCUGUGCUGCUUGGCGAGUCGGAUCUGAGUCUCUGCUGCACCGGCGUCGCCGUUUAAGUAGACUGCUUUUAAACGUAUAUAAUAUGGACCACUUAGAACGAUCAGCGCAGCACGUCUUUCUUACAAUCGGUCAUUGAGCAGCGUCCCUUUUACGACCGUUGUCGAUGAGAUUUGGAUGGAACUAAGUAGGGGGACGGAUUGGUGCGAGAACCGUCUAUUUGUCAAUGAGGUCAAGAGCUGAACGGUCAGCGCGUUGAUGAGAACCGCCUUACCCAGUCUACCACAACCAUAAUACGGUAAAAUAAGACGAGGCCUGAGCGUGACCGCCCUAAAGGUAAUGAAAAACGAAACAAUGAUGGAAAAGCAAACGUAAAUAAUAGUAGAUGUACUGUCCAGUUUAAGUACCGUAAUUGUCAAAGAACAAGAAGCAAAAAAAAAUCUAUAAUAAACCGUUAAUAAUCACCUCAAAAACUGGACGGUGAUUGUGAUAUGAGCGAAACAGAAUUGCGCGACCCCUUAUUUUCUAAUUGCUCUAUCCGUUUAGGAAACCAUAUUGAUCGAAAACAUCCUAUGAUUGUUUAUUAUACAAUGAGACAUAGAUGAGUACAAUUAAAACAUAACUAUACGUGAAUGUAUUAUAUAUACGUACAUAUAUCAUUAAUAAAAGGAAGCUCCGCUGGAGAUAGCUGCCAA